CUUAAAUCUUGAUUUGUAGAAACAGUCACAAUGCUAAAAACAAUAAAUGCUAUUUCUGAACACAAAAUGAGAAUAUUGGCUCUACACUUCAUGGAAUUUUCACCUGAAAAAUCAAUGGAAGAAUAGAGAGGGAGGGCAAGAAGGACAGAACUUUUGCGGCUUCGCUGCUUGUCUCGGCGCGAGGUGACUGUUACAACCCCUUCUCAUCACCCCCUACCCCCUACCCCAUCAACCCUAUGAUAGUGCGCAAUUCACGCAGCUCGCCUCAAACAAGUCACAGUCCACAUAACUCAACUGUCACCUAUAAUACAAUUCUCAGCAGAUUAUUCUUGUUCGCUCUCUCUUUGCACUACUUGUUUCUUGAAUUUGCGCGCUCGAUCAAAAUUCGCAAAAAGAUAAACUCAGUUUCUCAUGUUUAUUGAAAAGUGCAUUGAUGAAAUGUAGGACAUCAAAUUGACGUAGUUGUUUCAAAACUCAGUGUCUUGUCGACAACCUUUUUUUUAAAGAUUUGAAGUUUGUACUUGAAUAAUAUAAUAACUAAUCUAAAUGAAUAAUCGAUCUGUGAAAUAUUUUUGCAAAACACAGUAGCAACCGUCUACAAACCUUUUUAAAAUAGAUGUGGAGUUUGUAUUUUGUAAAUGAAUAAUCUAUUUGUGAAUAAUUUUUGCAAAAAUCUCAUUUGGUGUUGAAUUAGUUUACUUCAACCAUAGAAACUUUGACAAGAGUAUCUACAUACCAUAAGUUGAUUAUACCAUUCAUGAUUUACUUUUAGUGUUAACUGCUAUCGGUUAUAAUUUAUAGGACAUUCAAGUGUCCUGUGGUAGAAAUAGAACUUGGUGGUAUUACUGUUUAAAUUUUUAUCACUAUUUGUUCAGUGUAAGUUACUCGUUGAACUUAUUCAUUUGAAUUUGACAAAUUUGCUAAUAAUUAUUCAUUUAUUUUAAAAAUUAAAUGAACUAGACCUAUAUCAACAUUCACACCCAACAAUUAUUAAAAGUAGUAGAUCACUCAAUAAUCACUAAUUUGGGGUUGGUUGCUUAUUGACGUUCGAUUGUUUGAAAUGUGGACCACAAGAAGAGAUUAUUCCACCAAAAAUAUUUCUUCUAAAACUUGAGUAGCCGAAAGCUGUCUUGUAAUUUCUGAUGGCUCAAGUGAUCUCACUCUAAGGAGAGAAUAUUAACCGUGAUACGGUAUUGAUUAUUUUGUUUUAUUCGAUUCUGUUAUUUAUAAAAAUGUCGAGUAUGAAAUAAAUAGAAAAUGGAUAUAAAGCAAUUCAUCGACAUAUCGGAACUGCGAAGUGCGAGUGGCAGUAGUUCUGGCAGCGCAUCUUACUCGAUUAGUGGACUUUUGUCAGCAAAUUCUCCGACGGAUCCUCUCGUCUCUGGCAUUCUCGGGUCUCCCUCGUUGCUGGCUCCCUUCUCUCCUGUAAGCAAAUACAAUGAUUAUGGAGAUGUGGCUGACACCCAGCCCCCUACUGAAAGUAUUGACCCUUCCAGUUCUUUCGAUUCAACACCGAGCUCUUCACAUUCCGGCAAAAGGAAACAACGUCGAUACAGGACAACAUUCAGCAAUUUUCAACUGGAAGAACUGGAGAGAGCUUUCCAUAAAACACAUUAUCCGGAUGUUUUCUUCAGGGAGGAGUUAGCCUUAAGAAUUGAUCUCACAGAAGCUAGAGUUCAGGUGUGGUUUCAAAAUAGAAGAGCAAAGUGGAGGAAGCAUGAGAAGAUGUUGGCCAAACAGCACCAGCAAUCCAGUAUGAGUACUCAGCAACUGCCGUUGAGCAGCCCUCAGCCUCUGGGCAUUGUCAGCCUCCCAGUAUGCUCGAGUCCAAGUUUAAGUGAUAACGCAAGCUCAAAUAUAUCCUUAGGCCCCAGUCCCCUCGGAUCCUUCAGCCCAGGCACAUCCAAUAGCCUUUUCCUGGGAAUGGACUGGACCGGGUUCACAUCCUAUCACUUGCCUUCGGUCGGCAAGUCGCAGACAGACAUCGACCCCGAUCUGCUGAGGCUGAAGCCAGUCAAAGACUUGUCUGACGGACAAAUCGACUGCUCUCAGACAUCCGAUGUGCUCAUCUCUCAAACAUCUCCUAUAUGAUGGUGAAUUUAGGAUUCAAUAUCGAAAAUAAUUAUUGUUGAACAAACGCGUUUCUAGAACCUGAUAUUUCAAAAAAACUAGUUUUCGUAUUCUGUAUUACCAAAUAUCAAUAUUGAUCUAGUCACAUAAUAAUGAUUAUGUUGCAACAUUCGAACACCUGAGGAAAGAUUUUUUUCUCCUUCUACAAGCAGACGUCUGUAUGUUGCUGAGUGCGUUUUCUUACAUUUUAAAGCUGGGAAUUUUUCUGAGCUACAAAAAAAAUAUUGGUAUACGUAUUUAUGGAAUAGGUACAUCUAUCAAUUUAUUAUUGAACUACCUACUAAUUUAUUAUAAUUAGAAAUAGACUAUUAAUGAUUCAAGAUGUGUCAAUUCUUCAUGAAUUUAAUUUUAAUUGGAGUAAGGUGAUGAAAACUUUGUAAUGUUAUUGAACAAUUAAUUUAUCAUAAUUAGUGCCAGAGGAUAGAGUUGUUGAUAUUUGAAUGUAAGACUGUAUUAUUAGUUAUGAAAUUCUAAUAAGAAAUGUUAUCUUAUAAGCUCUUUAUUACUACUUCUUUACAAGUAGUUGAAUGAAAAUCGUAUUAUUAUGACACAUAUAUUUCAAAUUAUUAUGUAUAUUCUAUUUGUUGGGAGUAGGAACUAGUGCUUCAGAAACAUACCUACAAGCGUAUUUGUUGAAUCUGUUAUGCAAUUCUGUAUAGAUUGUGGAAAUUAUAAGAUAGAAAUAAAAGAAGUGAUUCGGAAUUUUU
Molecule: messenger RNA, 2837 nt
Organism: Nilaparvata lugens (brown planthopper)
Lineage: Eukaryota; Metazoa; Arthropoda; Insecta; Hemiptera; Delphacidae
Product: aristaless-related homeobox protein
Exons: 6
Coding region: 1258-2091 (277 amino acids)
Biological process (GO): regulation of transcription by RNA polymerase II
Molecular function (GO): RNA polymerase II transcription regulatory region sequence-specific DNA binding; DNA-binding transcription factor activity, RNA polymerase II-specific
Source: RefSeq, a predicted model, not a curated record